UCAAGACCUCGGAUCUGCAGAUGACUUUGUUGCGUCUUGUGCGUCUUCGCUCCGCCAGUCCCCGUAUCUUCCCCAUGAGCCUCUCCUCCCGCCGCAUCAUCUCGUCGACGAGCGCCAAGGCCACGGCGCUCACUCGCUUCGUGGACGAGAACGGAGCCAUUCGCUGCGGUCAACGCACGGAUGACGGCUCCACUGCGAUGCUUGUGGAGGACGACGAUCCUCUGGGCUCUCUGCACUUCACAGGCGAGACCGCCACCAUCGAAAAGGUGCUGGCGCCCGUUGUUCCCUCUCAGAUUCUGGGUAUUGGCCUUAACUACCGCAAACACGCCAAGGAGACCAACAUGCCCGAGCCUAAGUUCCCCGUGCUCUUCACCAAGGGCAUCAACGCCCUACAGCACCCCCACGACCCCGUAGUAAUUCCCCGCGUUGCCUCGGACCCUCCUGAGGUCGACUAUGAAUGCGAGCUCGCUGUAGUGCUGAAGGAAGCUGCUUGCAACGUGACGGAGGAGGAGGCAUUGACCUACGUCGGUGGCUACACCUGUGCCAACGAUAUCUCAGCGCGUCGCUGGCAGGGCAAGAAGGGAGGAGGCCAAUGGUGUCGUGCCAAGACGUUCGACACCUUCUGUCCACUAGGACCGGUGCUUAUUACACCCGAGAUCAUCCCAGACCCACAGACGCUCGAGAUCGCAACGUACCUCAAUGGGGAGCAAGUGCAGAAGUCCAACACGGGCGACAUGAUCUUCUCGGUAGCCAAGCUGAUCAGUCAGCUCUCGCAAGAUUGCACGCUGCCCAAGGGCACACUUAUCCUCACGGGAACUCCGGAGGGUGUUGGCGUCGCACGCAGCCCACCGCUUUUCCUUGCGCCAGGAGACAUGGAAGAGAUCGAGAUUGAGCGCAUUGGCAAGCUCGUGAACCCCGUCGUUGGUGCGUCGGCGCUGUAAGUGCAGACUGUACUGUGAAAUGCGUAAGUUGAUCAUGUGGAGGCUACAUGUAGUGUGACCAGCAGCGUGACCAGAGACCACCCACCCUUUAGUAGCAAAUGCGAGCCGUACAACAAUUUUUCCAAAGAAA
Messenger RNA from Phytophthora infestans T30-4, 1071 nucleotides. RefSeq names its product fumarylacetoacetate (FAA) hydrolase, putative. The transcript is spliced from 2 exons. The record is from RefSeq and is a predicted model, not a curated record. Gene Ontology annotation, molecular function: acetylpyruvate hydrolase activity. Lineage: Eukaryota; Oomycota; Peronosporomycetes; Peronosporales; Peronosporaceae. The coding region runs from base 75 to 941 and encodes 288 amino acids.